AUGGUGUUGAACGCGGCCGAGGGAUUGUGGGUACCUUCCUCUAAGCUGCAGAGGCACCCAAGAGAUAAACUUACCUCUCCCUCAUCUCCUUCUCGCCCUCCUCUACUCCUCUCAUUCUGGCGCCUUCCGGUGUGGUUCGCAUAUGUUCGAGCCACGUCAGCAUUUGCUGACAUGCGCUGGGCAUGUGCGCUAAGCACUGGCGGUUGUUGGGAUCGGGCAGUAGUGAAUGGUGGUCUGGAUGAUCCCUGA
Molecule: messenger RNA, 249 nt
Organism: Suillus fuscotomentosus
Lineage: Eukaryota; Fungi; Basidiomycota; Agaricomycetes; Boletales; Suillaceae
Exons: 2
Coding region: 1-249 (82 amino acids)
Source: RefSeq, a predicted model, not a curated record